ACUCUCUCCCUCUAUUUUCACCCCUUUCUCAUUCCGUUCCUCUUUUCAUUUCCUUUUUAUUUUAAUUCUGGUAUACGCAAUUAUAAAUUCUAUGUAAAUCUCAAACCACAAACAUAGCCAGUUGCACGAUCUCUUAUCUCGAAUGCGCUUUUCAUUCUGUUCCUGAAUAGACACAUGAAUUCUCCGGCCUUAUCGUUCUUCUUUUGUCUUUCCUGUUCAUAAACAAUUGAUAUGAUUUCUUCUAUUCAGAUUUAAUCAGCAUACUUUGGAUAAAGGAGGAGGAGGGUUGUUUUAGGUCUUUGACAACAGUCAUAAAAACAUAGUCGAACCCCAUGACUUUGGAUGUCAGUUUUAUGUUUUGCAAGUCACGUUUAAAUUAAAUAAAACACUCCUUCGAGUAAAUUUGCAUGGCUAGAUUCUCAGAGGCUUGUGUGGUUCGGUUUUCUUUCUGCUCUCUGAAAAUUCGGGGAGUUAACCGUGAAUAUUGCUUUCCGUGAUUGUCAUCAUGCUUCAUUUGUCAGGAAGGGAUUCGACGUUAUUUUGUUUAGUUUAUAAAAUUUGUUGAUUUAUGAGAAUAAGUACUAAUUUGUGGAAUUUGCUCGUAUGGAUUGUCACGAAAGCAGAUUUUGGCAGUAUGUUAUGCAGGUGUACAGUAUUGACUUUUGAGAUGUUUACUGUUGUCGGAAACAACAGAAAUAAUUUUUUCAUUUUAGCUGUAGAUGUAUUAUGCAUCGAUGCACUGAAUCCGAUUGACUUUAAACUGAUUCAUGUCCUUCCCUCUUUUACCCUCUUUCUUUUGGCAAUUUCCGAAGAUACUGAGAAGGAAGGCAGCAGGGGUUGUAUAGGGUGCAAUGGAUUUCGAGAGGGAAAAUUUUGAUCUCUCAGGACCCUUGCAUUUGACUUGUGUCCAAUGGGAUAACGCGCAUCAUCGAAUGUCAGUUGCUGCUAGUUUGGUCCAAGCUGUUUACAUUCUAGAAAGGGACCGGCAAGAAAAACGCAAAGAUCAAAAUGCUCUUGCACUGCCUUGGUGGGCAUUCUUCCACUUUCAGUUGCUUCGUCCACUUGUAGAUGAUGUUGAUUCUUCCAUCUUUGGUGCAAUCUUUGAGUUCAAACCUCCAUUGUCUCCACGUAAUGACACUUUAUACCGAAGUCCACGUUAUGUGAUUGCCUUUCGUGGUACUCUAACCAAACAGCACUCGGUUUCACGUGACAUUGAGCUGGAUAUCCACUUUAUCCAACAAGGUCUUCAUCAAACUUCUCGCUCUACCAUAGCUCUGAAUGCUGUUCGAAAUAUGGUAGCAACUGUAGGUGAUUCGAAUGUUUGGUUAGCUGGACACUCCUUAGGAUCAGCAAUGGCAUUGCUUACUGGCAAAACCUUGGCUCAGACGGGCACGUUUGUUGAAUCUUUUCUUUUCAACCCACCAUUUGUAUCUGCUCCAAUAGAGAGAAUUAAGGAUGAGAGAGUGAAACAUGGGAUUCGAUUUGCUGGCAGUGUGAUAACAGCUGGACUCACCCUAGCCAUGAAAGCCAAGCAGCAGCAGCAGGGCAAGCAGCCGCUGCAACAGGGCAAGCAGCCGCAGCAGCAGAAGGAUCUGUGUGUUGCAUCAUUUGAUGCUUUGGCUGCUUGGGUCCCAGGUUUAUUUGUGAAUCCAUCGGACCAUAUAUGCUCAGAGUAUAUUGGAUACUUCGAGCACAGAAGAAAGAUGGAGGAAAUUGGAGCAGGAUUCAUUGAAAGGUUAGCCACUCAAAACUCGCUUGGUGGAUUAGUGAUGAGUGCGUUUGGGAAGGAAUCUGAAGCCCUGCACCUCAUUCCUUCGGCUUCUAUGACAGUUAAUGUUAUUCCUGCACGUGAUUUCCGAGAAGCCCAUGGGAUUCACCAAUGGUGGCAACCCGAUUUGCGCGUCGAACGCAAGCUCUACAAAUACAAGUAGUUCCACGCUGUUUCUUCUGCAUUUACAUGCAAGGACAGAUGAAAUUCUUUUCGCAUAUGCGCAAUGUUUAACUGUUCAUUUGAACUUCUGUUUCGUAAAUACAUGUAGAGUGCUUGUGAACGAAUUAGCAAAUUAUAUAAUUCAAUUUAGUUACACUGUCUGGAAUGUACAUGAAAUUAAUUCAGUGGUUUUUUUAAAACUAUUU
Arachis ipaensis is the source of this 2136-nucleotide messenger RNA. Its product is annotated as GDSL esterase/lipase At4g10955. The record is from RefSeq and is a predicted model, not a curated record. Gene Ontology annotation, biological process: lipid metabolic process. Lineage: Eukaryota; Viridiplantae; Streptophyta; Magnoliopsida; Fabales; Fabaceae.